AUGCGCCCUCCCGAGUACGAAGAGAUCGAGGAGACCCCACGAAGGGUGUGCGUCAGCGCGCCGCCGUGGGUGCACCGCAAGAUCAUCAACCCUCUCCUGGGCUACCUCCAGCAGGGCACGGACCCCUCGACGCUCGCGUGGUCCGUUGCGUGGGGCUUCAACCUGGGCCUGUGCCCCCUGCUCGGCAUCUCCACGCCCGUCUGCCUCCUCGCCGCGUACCUCGCGGGGCCCACGCGCCUCCACAGCGCCGCCAUGCUCGUCGGCAACGUCUGCUCCAUCCCCUUCGAGGUCCUCCUCAUCGUGCCGUACAUUCGCCUGGGCGGCGCCAUCACCGGCAGCGAGGCCGGGGCGAACUUCAGCCCCGUGUCCGUCUGGCAGCUGCUCAAGCACGCCCCCGCCGGGGCCCUCGAGGCGCUCCUCGUCGGCAUCUUCGCGUGGGCGCUGCUGCUCGUGCCGCUCGUGGCGGCGCUGGCGUUCGCGCUCAAGCCCGCCAUGCGCGCGCUGUCGGCGCGCAUCGCGCCGGACGGCGACGCGGCGCCGCUGUUCGACACGGGCCUCGAGACGAGCUCGCAGCGCGGCGCGACAGAGCUCUGGGGCCUCGCGUACGACCCCCCCCCGGCAGAGAUUGCCACGCGGGCAACGCGGGGCGCGGGGGGGGCGGGUGACGCGAAAGUGUGA
Molecule: messenger RNA, 678 nt
Organism: Pedinophyceae sp. YPF-701
Lineage: Eukaryota; Viridiplantae; Chlorophyta; Pedinophyceae
Source: the annotation of a GenBank genome assembly